AUGCAGUCCUUCACUAAGUCUUUGGUGCUGUUGGUGAGCUUCGCAGGUGCUAUCCUGGCUGCACCAACAUCCUCUUGCCACAUCAAUGCCAACGUCUGUCUCGGGGACCACGGAAGCGGCACCUGUCUACCGACGACCUACAUCCCCAAGACGUGCUACGACCUCCCCAGCGCCUGGAUCGGAAGCGUGAAGACGCUGACGCCGCUCGACGACAAUGCCGUCUGCCUGGCCAACUCCUACGCCCCUAUUUAUCCUUUCCUCUCUAUGCACAAAAGCCAAGAACUGUGGUUACUGACUCUCUUCUUUCCUACUAGCAUGUCCUGUACCGAAGCCCAGCAAAACAUCUGCCACGACUCGCCCGACUGCACGGGUUACGUCAUGCCCAGCAAAGAGAACCCGGCCGGGUGGGAUCUCACGGCUUCGGGGUUGAUGUCUAAGGUUGUCUCGUUCAGCUGCUGGAAGAAUGGCACACUGCUGGGCACGCCGGCCGCUGUGAGCAGUCUUGCGGGUCCGGCUGCUACGGCGAUGUAG
Anthostomella pinea is the source of this 531-nucleotide messenger RNA. The record is from the annotation of a GenBank genome assembly. NCBI's taxonomy places the organism in Eukaryota, Fungi, Ascomycota, Sordariomycetes, Xylariales, Xylariaceae.